Molecule: messenger RNA, 417 nt
Organism: Prorocentrum cordatum
Lineage: Eukaryota; Dinophyceae; Prorocentrales; Prorocentraceae
Source: the annotation of a GenBank genome assembly
AUGCAUAGGCUGGAGGUGCGGAAGCAGCUGUGGAAGCUCACGCCAUCGAUCGAGAAGAUGUUCAGCGAUCUGGACAAAGACGAGGACAACGCGAUUCUCAGAGAGGACCUGAUGAACAUGGACCCGGCGUCCUUCAGGAUCCCGAGCGACUUGUCGCACAUCGUGAAGGCCGACCAGUUGAUGGACCUCUUUGACUUCUUCGACAUGGACCGUAGCGGCAAGGUCGAGCAGGAAGAGUUCGUGGAGGGCGUCUUCCACCUGGCGCUGUCCAACGUCCCCGCUGAGACCACGCAGACCUUGCAUAUCCUUCGCAUGAUUCAGAGGCGCCUGUGCUUCAUGGAGAACUCGAUUGAGACCCUCAUCCAAGACAGGAGCACGGACAACACCGGCAUGCAGGCCGACGACCCCACUUACUGA